Ophidiomyces ophidiicola is the source of this 969-nucleotide messenger RNA. RefSeq lists its product as uncharacterized. The record is from RefSeq and is a predicted model, not a curated record. The transcript has 2 exons. Gene Ontology annotation, biological process: response to salt stress; response to hydrogen peroxide; protein folding. Lineage: Eukaryota; Fungi; Ascomycota; Eurotiomycetes; Onygenales; Onygenaceae. Bases 1 to 969 code for a protein of 322 amino acids.
AUGCGCAAGCAAAACUUGAAAGCAGUCCAAAUCGGUUUCGGGAAUACUCUCCAUGUUUCGAGAAUCACCCACAACACACCAACGCCAUCGCGAAUUGCCCAGCUACUUAGAUCUCGAUUUGAAAUCAUAAUCUUCUUGACUGUGCCAGUAGAUUCUAGUUUCUUACCCCCAGUUAUAAAAGGCCUCAACUCUCACCAUGGGCCGCACUUUUCGAUCAAGACAGACAGCAAGCAACUUUCAAAGACCAAGCCUUUUAUGCGAUCAAGCAGAAAUCUUCUUUCCAACUUGAAAACUCUCCCAGUUACCAAAGUGAGAACUUCGAAAAGACCAACGGCUCUAUCCGCUCAACGUCAACUUCAUAACAUGGCAUUCUUUCCUCGUCUCACUGCUGGGGAUUUCACCCCUCUCUUCCACCUCUUGGAUGACUAUGACAACCAUCGAGCAUCCGCUUGCCGCGGUAACGCCAUGCCAUCUCUAAGAAACUUCACGCCUAAGUUCGAUGUUCGUGAAGUUAAUGAUUCUUACCAUCUGGACGGCGAACUCCCUGGAAUCAACCAGAAGGACAUCGAGAUCGAAUUCACCGAUGAUCAUACUCUAGUUGUCAAAGGCCAUUCUAAACGCGAAUAUACGGCUACAAACGACACUCAGUCUGAUAAUGAAGCUGUCUCUGAAGACGCCGCCUCUGUCAAGAGUUCCCACCAGCCUACUGUUGAAGACGAGGGUGCUCCCUCCACGCCAGUCGAAGCAUCAGCUAUAACCAAGCAACAUGCCAGCUCCAAAUCCGUGACCAAGAAGCCCGGCCACAAAUAUUGGGUCAGCGAACGUUCCAUCGGUGAAUUUCAGCGAACAUUCUCCUUCCCAACCCGUGUGAAUCAAGAACUUGUCCGCGCCAACUUGAAAGAUGGAAUUUUGCAUAUCAUCGUUCCCAAAGCAGCGGCACCAACAUCGAAGCGUAUUCGCAUCGACUAA